CAUGGAAGAGAUUUUUAUAUACAUGCUGGAGCAAGAGAGCCUCAGAGGCCAUAUUCAAGUGCUGGAGCGCCUGCUUCGCCAAAGUCCAAUGUAAAUUCCCCUCAACGAGAGAAUGCUCAGGGUUGCAGUGGCACAUGGAUCUGAGCCGUAUAUACUUUUCAAGUCUUUUCUUUACGGCCAGUUGGAGAAUCUACCGAUCACAGAACCAUUACUCACAGCAGCAGGAGGUGACAUCUAUGACUUAAUGCGUCUAUUGCUUUACCGAGAGGAUUGCAUACCAAUCUCUGAAGACAUACUGCAGGCUGCAGUAACAAGGGACAGUGAAGAUGUCUUUGACGUCUUCCGGCUUCUCUAUCAAUACCAAGGAAGCCUAUCAAUCUCUGAAGAUGUGCUUAGGUCUGCACAAAGCAAAGACCUGAAAGUCUACCUUGAGACUCUGAGACUUCUUGCUCGUCAGCAACCGGUCCCGGAAUAUCAGCUUAUAGCAGCAACAGGGAAUAAUUCAAGGGGACUUGAAAUCAUAGAGCUCCUUUACUAGCAUCAAGAGAGCCUACCAACUAUUGAACAAGUGGUCUCCGCAGCAGCAACUAAUUAUUUAUGGGGACUUGAAAUCAUAAAGCUCCUUUACCAGCAUCAGAAUAUCUUACCAAUUACUGAAAAAGUGGUCUCUGCGGCAGCAAGGAAUAGUCUAAAAGGACUUGGAAUUAUAGAACUUCUUUACCAGUAUCAGGG
Aspergillus ibericus CBS 121593 is the source of this 732-nucleotide messenger RNA. RefSeq lists its product as uncharacterized. The transcript has a single exon. Lineage: Eukaryota; Fungi; Ascomycota; Eurotiomycetes; Eurotiales; Aspergillaceae. The coding region runs from base 113 to 538 and encodes 141 amino acids. The record is from RefSeq and is a predicted model, not a curated record.